Molecule: messenger RNA, 3442 nt
Organism: Coffea eugenioides
Lineage: Eukaryota; Viridiplantae; Streptophyta; Magnoliopsida; Gentianales; Rubiaceae
Exons: 26
Coding region: 321-3176 (951 amino acids)
Cellular component (GO): cytoplasm
Molecular function (GO): kinase activity; ATP binding; ATP hydrolysis activity
Source: RefSeq, a predicted model, not a curated record
AUCAGCACUAGCACAAAGAUUGACAAAAGACAGCAUCUUUAAUCUAGUUAAACCCCAUUUUGUGACAGAUGCAAGAUGCCUUGUACAAUUCUUCCCUAAUAUCCUAUGUAAAAUAACAAUUGAAAAAAAUUUCAGAAAGUAGGUGGAGAAGAUUCCUCCUUCAUCGCCUUGUCCUUUCCCUUUCUUUUUUAUGUUUCUUUCUUUUAAAGAUCGAAUUUUUGGCAUACCCCAGAAUAAAAGCAAGUUAUAGACUUGAAGAAACAAUUGUAACCAUUGAAGGGUUUUAGCUGUUUUGGUUAAAUUUAGUGUUUAGAGAAACAAUGGAUGAUGAGGUGAUGCUGAGAGUUUUUCAAGAAGGUGGAAGGGAUUAUUAUCAGCAGGCACCGUCUACUUCAUCUUCUUCUUCUUCCAUUCUUCAAUCUCUCCCUCUUCAUGUGUCAUUUGAUCAUGGGUACUACUUGCUAGUAAAGUCCAUUCAAGAGCUUAGAUCAAAGAAAGAUGGCCUGGUAACUGUUGGUAUUGGUGGUCCUAGUGGCUCUGGUAAAACAAGCUUAGCUGAUAAAGUGGUAUCUGUGAUUGGUUGCACCAUUAUAUCAAUGGAGAACUAUCGCACUGGAUUAGAUGAUGGAAAUGAUUUGGAUUUCAUAGAUUUUGAUCUUCUCGUUCAGAAUCUUGAGGAUUUGAUAAGUGGGCGAGAUACAUCAAUUCCAUUGUUUGAUUUCCAAGGAAGGAAACGAAUUGGUUCUGAAAAGAUAAAAAGUAUUUCCUCAGGAGUUGUGAUAGUUGAUGGUACUUAUGCACUACAUUCAAGAUUGCGCUCUUUGCUGGACAUAAGAGUUGCAGUGGUUGGUGGUGUCCACUUUAGUCUUCUUUCAAAGGUCCAAUAUGAUAUUGGGGAGUCUUGUUCACUAGACUACCUCAUUGACAGCAUAUUUCCACAGUUCAGAAAACACAUUGAGCCAGAUCUUCAUCAUGCACAGAUCAGAAUUAACAACAGUUUCGUCUCAUCAUUUAGGGAGCCAAUUUACAAACUCAAGUGCAAAAGUGAGUCUCAAAACGGACAUGAAGAUUACUUUUUUCAUGGAAAGGAGAAAAUACUGGAUAAUUUUAUUGAGAUGUAUCUGAGACCUCCAUCUGCCAGUGAAGAAGCACGAAUAAUUGAUUGGAUUAAGGUGCGGCAAUCGGGUAUCAAGUACUAUCUCUCACUAGGCGACCAAAGGAUUGUUGACAAAUAUUACAUUAUCCGGCCAAAAGCUGAAUUUGAGGUUGGAAGGAUGACCCUGGGUGGACUUCUGGCCCUCGGUUAUACUGUUGUAGCAAGUUAUAAACGAGCAUCGACCUCGGUCUUUGAGGGCAACCUUUCAGUUUCUCUUGAAACAAUUGAUACCCUUGGGGAGACUUAUAUGGUGCUGAGAGGCACAAAUAGGAAAAUGGUUGGAGAUGAAGCUGCAAGGAUGGGUGUCAGUGGGCCAUGGAUCACUAAAUCUUAUCUGGAAAUGAUGCUUGAGAGAAAAGGGGUUCCCCGUCUGAACACACCUCCUCCUUUAUCUAGUGCACCAUUGGAUAGUUCUCAAGUGAGGUUGAUUACAGCUCCAAAGCCUGUUCGUAUCACUCCCAACCUGAUUAACCGGCUUGAGGACUUAUCUCAGCCAUGGACUCGAUCCCCAACGAAGUCCAAAAUGGAACCUGUUACAGCAACGUGGCAUUUCAUCCCACGGGAAACUCCACUUGCUGAGGGCGCAAUUGUUGAUCCUUCUUCUUCCAGGGCACCUGUACAGCUUGCUCCGAUCCCUGAUAUAUUUGACUUGGAUAGAGGAUUGCUUCUUGCUGUUCAAGCGAUUCAAGCUUUACUGGAGAACAAUGGCCUCCCAGUUAUAGUUGGAAUUGGAGGUCCAAGUGGAUCUGGAAAAACAAGUUUGGCUCGUAAGAUGGCUAAUAUUGUUGGUUGUGAAGUGGUUUCCCUUGAAAGCUAUUACAAAUCUGAACACGUAAAGGAUUUCAAGUAUGAUGAUUUUUGCUCUGUUGAUCUAGCUCUGCUUUCUAAGAAUAUUGAUGACAUAAGAAGUCGACGAAGAACAAAAGUUCCGAUGUUUGACCUUGAGAGUGGUGCUCGAACAGGCUUUAGGGAACUUGAGGUUUCUGAAGAUUGUGGAGUGGUUAUCUUUGAAGGUGUUUAUGCUUUGCACCCAGAUAUCCGGAGAUCACUGGACUUGUGGAUUGCUGUUGUUGGUGGUGUUCAUUCCCAUCUUAUUUCCCGAGUCCAAAGAGACAAAAGUAAAGUGGGCUGCUUUAUGUCUCAUAAUGAAAUUAUGACAACAGUGUUUCCAAUCUUCCAGCAGCAUAUUGAGCCACAUCUUGUUCAUGCCCAUCUUAAAAUUCGAAAUGACUUCGAUCCAGUGCUUUCCCCUGAGAGCUCGCUGUUUGUAUUGAAAACUAAUAAGCAAGUUGCUUAUCAAGAUAUUCUGAAGAUUCUUGAUCCUAGCAAAUUAUGCAGUUCUGUUCAAAGUUUUAUAGAUAUAUAUAUAAGGCUUCCUGGAUUACCUGCUAAUGGCCAUCUAAAAGAAAGUGAUUGUAUACGAGUUAGAAUAUGUGAAGGAAGAUUUGCUCUGCUGAUACGAGAGCCCAUAAGAGAAGGAAAUUUUAUCAUACAGCCAAAAGUUGACUUUGAUAUCAGCAUUAGUACUGUUGCUGGGCUUCUCAACCUGGGAUAUCAGGCUGUUGCAUUUAUUGAAGCAACUGCAUACAUAUACCAAGAUGGAAAGAUCCUUAUUGAGGUUGAUCAUCUACAAGAUGUCCCGAGUCCUUAUAUACAAGUAAAAGGUGUCAAUAGAGAUAUUGUUGCUGCUGCUGGUUCUACCCUAAAGCUGGAUGGUUCAUAUACCACAAAGAGUUAUCUUGAAAUAAUUCUGGAAAGAUUACCGGGAGGUUCAAGUGGGAUACACUCUCAGCAGGCGGCAAAGCUGCAAGAACUUCUGGAAUUUAUACAGUCCCAGGGUUGCAAUUCAGUUUCUGAGUCUUCGCCAAGCAGAGAAGUUUCUCCAUUAGAAGGCGUAAUAGAAGAUAUGCAGUCAAGGAUCAGAAGACUUGAACGAUGGCAUACAAUCAACACUGUGCUGUGGACAUUUCUAUUGUCCGCUUUUGUAGGUUAUUCCCUCUACCAAAGGAAACGUCAGUAGGUCUCUUGUCGAAUUGAUUACAGAGAGUGCCUUUUCUGACAGUAACUACUUCGAGACUGACAGACUCCUAAAAUCUCCGGCUACUUUCGAAAAUUAUUUGAAGAGGCAGCAACUGCGAUACAGCCUUUGGCUUACUGAUUCAGAUGGUACUGAGUUCAUUAUGGUUUAGCAAACUACCUUAUCUGUAUCUGUAAAUCCAGUUUUUUUUUUUUAAAGAUUUUUAACAAACAACCCAAUAAAUUUUUAGACACUAAAUUUUAUGUAUU